AUGGCUAGGGUCACACAGCCUGCAGAAGGGGAGAUCCCCUGGCACAUGUGGUGGCCAGUCAAGGACCAACGCGGGAGACGAAAUAAGGCAUUUUCCGCUUUUGGUCUUGGGCCUUUUGGUGACCUCCCACGAGCUGAGCAUGUACCGACGCACACCGUACGCUCUGCCUCAAGCGCCUGA
Podospora bellae-mahoneyi is the source of this 180-nucleotide messenger RNA. RefSeq lists its product as uncharacterized. The record is from RefSeq and is a predicted model, not a curated record. The coding region runs from base 1 to 180 and encodes 59 amino acids. NCBI's taxonomy places the organism in Eukaryota, Fungi, Ascomycota, Sordariomycetes, Sordariales, Podosporaceae. The transcript is spliced from 2 exons.